AGUUUCCCAGUUCCGACCUACAGCAAAUCCCUGAAAAUGGGAGGAGAUAAGUUGAUCCAAAAGCUGCUGUGUGACUUGAAAACCCGUCAGUCUUGACACUAAUCUGUUUUAACGCUCAAGUUUUGGACAAUUUGGAGUCAUAUUUCUACACAGCUACCUAUAGCUCUUUUUCUUUCUCUGAAUAUACAUCUUGCUGAGAGUUGCCGGCCAGCAGAGCAGCAUGUCAGAGGAGCCUGACAGCGUGUUGCUCUGCUCUGUCAACACAGCAGCCGUGCCACGACACGAGCUGUUGUGCAUCUUUGGGACGGGGGACUUGGGGCGCUCUCUGGGUCAGCGCCUGCUCCAGUGUGGAUACAAAGUGGUCUACGGCAGCCGCAGACCCGGCAGUUGUGGCUCCUUGCCUGCAGGAACUCAGGCGUUGAGCCAUGAGGCAGCAGCCCAACAUGCCCAUUUGAUCUUUAUUUGUGUUCAAAGAGAACACUACGACUUUAUGGAGCCACUAGCGCCACAACUUAAAGGAAAGGUGUUGGUGGAUGUCAGCAAUAAUCUCAAGAAAAAUAUGUACACAGACGCUAAUGCAGAGUAUCUGCAGAGACUGAUCCCUGGAGCUCAUGUGGUGAAAGCUUUUAACACUUUGUCUGCCUGGGCCCUUCAGAACGGACCCGCAGAUGCUAACAGACAGGUGUACCUGUGUGGAAACAAUGCUGAGGCCAAGCAAGCCGUGGCAGAGAUUGCUACCAAAAUGGGUUUCAGUGUUCUGGAUAGAGGAUCUCUGUCUGCAGCCAGGGAACUGGAAGACUUCCCCUUGCAGCUGUUCCCAGGGUGGAGGCUGCCCAUCAGACUGACCAUUGGGCUCACUGCCUCUUUUUUCUUCUAUUUGCUCCUAAGAGAUGUCUUGUACUCAUACAUUGCACAACAAAAGGACAUGUCCUUCCGGAUCAUGGUGUCUUUGGCCAAUAAGGUGUUCCCCAUUGUUUCUCUCAUCCUGUUGUCUCUCUGUUAUCUGCCUGGAAUCAUAGCUGCGUUCCUUCAGCUCUACAGAGGAACUAAAUACAAACGUUUUCCAGACUGGUUGGAUCGCUGGAUGCUGUGCAGGAAACAGUUGGGACUGUUAGCUCUUGCCUUUGCUUCCCUGCACGUUCUCUACACUCUUAUCAUUUCCUUCAGGUACUAUGUGAGAUUUCGGCUUGCAGCUCACACUAUCUCCCAGAUAAGGGAGAACAAAACCUCACCGUUUGACACCACCAUGGCCUGGCGCACAGACACGUACUACUCCAUGGGAAUCAUAGGAUUUGGCUUUUAUCUCCUGUUAGGAAUAAGUUCACUCCCUUCUGUCAGCAAUGCUCUCAGCUGGAGAGAGUUCAGCUUCAUUCAGUCCAAGCUUGGAUACAUCACAUUAUUCUUCUGCACCUUUCACACCUACCUUUACGGUUGGGACAGAUUCCUCUACCCCUCCACCUACAAGUGGUUCACUCCUCCUGGAUACAUGCUUUCGCUGGUGGUUCCCACAGUGGUGCUGCUUCUCAAACUGUUGCUCCUCCUGCCCUGCGUGGACAGAAGUCUCACUCGAAUUCGACAGGGCUGGGAGAGGACCGAUCCUGAAGAAGAAAGCAUGAAGUCGCUGCUUCGAUAGAGCCGUCAUUAUCAGUCACAAUUCAGUUCGUAUGACCUGAAAACACGAGAUUUUAUUUUUAACAGAUCAUUAGACCUCCACGGCUGCAUAUUUCUAAUGCCAAAGAGAGUCAACAACAAAAGUUUUCACAUCUUAAUCCAUGAUAAGGCACCUGUUUUAGAUUAUACAGCAGUAUUUCUUGAAUACUAGUACAUCACUUAUGUUGUUUGUUUUAUGAUUUGUUGUUAUUUUUUAUUGUAGUUUAAAACAUGUAAAAUAAAUAAAGACCAAAGUUUAACAUAA
Messenger RNA from Oryzias melastigma (Indian medaka), 1915 nucleotides. RefSeq names its product STEAP family member 4 (gene steap4). The transcript has 10 exons. NCBI's taxonomy places the organism in Eukaryota, Metazoa, Chordata, Actinopteri, Beloniformes, Adrianichthyidae. Gene Ontology annotation, cellular component: endosome; plasma membrane. Gene Ontology annotation, biological process: copper ion import. The record is from RefSeq and is a predicted model, not a curated record. Gene Ontology annotation, molecular function: cupric reductase (NADH) activity; ferric-chelate reductase (NADPH) activity. The coding region runs from base 221 to 1633 and encodes 470 amino acids.